This is a messenger RNA of Ostreococcus tauri, 1056 nucleotides long. RefSeq names its product HSP40/DnaJ peptide-binding. Gene Ontology annotation, cellular component: cytosol. Bases 1 to 1056 code for a protein of 351 amino acids. Gene Ontology annotation, molecular function: protein-folding chaperone binding. Lineage: Eukaryota; Viridiplantae; Chlorophyta; Mamiellophyceae; Mamiellales; Bathycoccaceae. The record is from RefSeq and is a predicted model, not a curated record. The transcript has a single exon.
AUGGGGAGUGAUUUUUACGACGUCCUCGGCGUCUCGAGAGCGGACGCGAACGACGCCGAGCGAUUGAAAAAGGCGUACAAGCGCGCGGCGCUGAAACAUCAUCCCGAUCGCGCGGGUGGGAGCGAUGAGAUGUUCAAGAGGAUCGGUUUGGCGUACGACACGCUGAGCGAUGGGACGAAGCGCGCGGUGUACGAUCGAUACGGUGAGGAUGGAUUGAAGGCUGGAUUCGUGCCCCCGGAGACGGCGACGCGAGACGCGGGACGCGGGGGGGGUGGCGGCGGAUUCGGCGGCGGCGGGUUCGGAUCGACGUCGAACGGAUCCGCUCGAGGCGGUCAAGGGUUUCACGAGUUCACCGGCGCGGACGCGGAGGCGUUGUUCUCUCGAUUGUUCGGCGGUGGUGGUGGUGGCGGCGGUGGGUUCGGUCAAGGCGGAUUCGGCGGCGUGGGUGAUCCGUUUGGAGGUUUCUCGCCCACCGGCGGCGGACGGAAGCGCGCGAGGCCGGAGUGCGUGAUCGAAAUCGCGCUCUCGCUCGAGGAGUUGUAUCGAGGCGGUCGACGGGAGUUCAUGUAUAGGAGGAACGUGCGCGCGGGCGAUGGAUCGAUGACAGAGCGCGAUGAGCAGAUUUCGUUAGAUGUCAAGCCCGGUUGGAAGGGCGGUACCAAGCUGACGUUUGAUCGCAAGGGCCACGAAUCGGCCACGGGCGAAACCGCCGAUUUGGUGGUGGUGAUCAAGGAGCGUCCACACACGUUUUUGAAGCGUGAGGGCGAUGAUUUGGUUUACGAAGUUCCCUCGAUAUCACUCAGAAGCGCUCUCGUGGGAUGGAAGUUUAGGUUCGAUCACGUCGAUGGCGAACAGGUAUCGAUCGAAUUCGAAGAGCCCACGCCUGCUGGUUUCGUUCGCACUGUGCGAGGACGGGGUAUGCCGAAUCAAAAAACGGGCGCACGCGGUAAUCUCAUCGUGCGCGUCAAAGCGGUCGACUUCCCCAAGAAGCUAAACGCGCGGCAGAAAAAACUUCUAAAGGAGUGCUUUCCCGCGGGCAAGAGCGCAGCCGCGUGA